Cryptomeria japonica (Japanese cedar) is the source of this 3676-nucleotide messenger RNA. RefSeq lists its product as uncharacterized. The coding region runs from base 273 to 2852 and encodes 859 amino acids. The record is from RefSeq and is a predicted model, not a curated record. Gene Ontology annotation, molecular function: protein binding. The transcript is spliced from 4 exons. NCBI's taxonomy places the organism in Eukaryota, Viridiplantae, Streptophyta, Pinopsida, Cupressales, Cupressaceae.
UAUAAGAAGACCCCGGUUACAGAGCAGAACUCCCCAUUCCAAAUGAAAGCCGGAGGAAAAAUUAAAGAUGAGCAGAACCAUGGGAUGUUAAACUCAGUAACCAAAGUCUUACUAUAAUUGUUGAGCUGCGUGAGUGGUGGACAAUUGGACAUACAUCAUCAGUCAUGAAGCAAAUGAGGUAUUCUACAGGUGCAAGUUCAAAUGGUUGUGGUCUCGUGGAUCGGUUAUAACAAGGUAUCGUGUAUCUGCGCGGAAACAUUUUAUUUCAAAUUAUGGAUAGCUUAGCAUUACUAUCUUCCACUACUACCCUCUACCGCCCUCUGUUUAGCCCUCCUAUACUAAAAUUUAGAACCAACUGCAUAUUCAAAUCCAAAAGCAAUAAAAAAUUGCAGUUUAUUGCAUGUCGUUGCAGUUUGGGUAAGGGUGAGUAUGGUGGUUGGGAUGAUUUUGAUCGUUCCAAUGCUUUGAGAUCGAAGAAUGGUAUUCUAGGAGAUUGGCUGCAGAACUGGGAAAAUGAUAGAGGGAAAUCUUUACUUGUAAUGGGUUUUGGAGUCGUGUUUGCCUGGUCAGUUGCAAGGCCCAGAGCAUUGUGGUGGGUGUGCUUGCCACUCUGUGGCUUUAUGUUGCUACUCUUCUUUCAUGAUUAUACUACACAGGAUGAGAGCUCUAGGUCUAGGUCUAGGUCUACUGCUACACCUAAUUCGAACAAAACUUCGUCAGAGCAAGAUGGCAUUAGAAUUAAAUCUUCCUUAACAAAUCAGUUUGCAAUUUUGUAUGAUGUAAUGCUAAAUUUUUUAUCUUUAGACAAGAGUGCACAGGAAACUCUUUCUGUGCAUAAUGAUAUCAGUUUUGGUGAUCUUUGGCAAUAUCUAAAAACAAUUAAGGCCGCAGUCUCAAAAUCCAAUAAAUCUACUGAAUCUGAGUCUUCGUCUAAAGAGUUCAAGUUGGAACCCCAAAUUUGGAGACGGAUUCUUGAAGAGGAUGGGCUCGAUGGAGCAGGUGUAUCAGACCCAAAACUCGGAUAUGCUGUUUCUAAAUCUUCACCUGUUGUAGCAGGGGCCAAAGACAUAACUUUACGUAAAAGCGAAAGACAGAGAAAAUCAUCAGAAUCAAGAACGAAGGAGUUGAUCACCAAUGGAUACUCACAACAAUCAUUAGUUGCUGAAUUAGGACAGGGUAAGCUUAAUGGAAGGAAAACUCACUCUGGUCCUGUCCAGAGCGCUCACGGUCAGGAAAGAGAAAUUAACAUUGUUGAUUUGGAAAGGAGCAGAAAGGGAGACAACAACCAGGGUGAAGAAUGGAGAAGGAAAGUACGUUCACAAAAUUCAGAUGAAAGUGCUUCAGAGGAGCCCUCCACAACUAAUUGUGGGUAUGAGAGGGAUCAACGUCCUCACAAAGAUGGAUCCGUUUCCUUGCAGUUAGGAAGUAGCAAGCGAAGUGAGGAAUUUGGUUUAGAAGGCCAAAAAAGUUCUUCCAACUAUAGGGGAAUGAUCAGCCAAUCAGCAGAACAUCAGGAUGAAGAAUAUGCAGGGCAACAGAGGUUUGAUGUAUUACAUAAUUACACAAGAGGAAACUCUCAGGCCGUUAAUAAUCAUGUCAAUGUUCCAAUGCCAUCUAGUGGGAUAAAUGAAAGAGUUAAAAACCCCUUAACAACAUCUGCUGCAGGAAAUGAAGGGAUAGUAAUUGAACAUGGGCUUUUGCAAACGGAUAAGUCCUCUUCAUUUUUCUUAGAUGGAACAAAUAUUCUUCAAACUUCCUUGCAUCUUUCCGAAGCAAGCAUGAUUGAAGAGCCAAGAAUUAGCACACAAGAUGGUAGUCAUGAACGCAGAGGAAAUGUCAACGACAGAUAUGGAGAACAGAAUGGUGUUACAGAGAAGAAGUCUCUGGUGGACAAUUCUGAUUCUGACUGUUACACUCAAGCUGCAGUUAGCCGGAGAAAGGUUGCAGCCAAUUCAAGUCAAUCAGAGCAUUCAGAAACUCCCAAGGCCCAAGAUUUACCAUUCUCAGAAAACGUAAAGGAGUUCUUUCAAAUGUGUCUAGACAAGGGAGGAGCCCUUCUGAAAGAUGCUAAAAAAGGCUUGCAAGGGAAAUCUGAAGUAGUUGAUGCUGAAGGCAUGUUAUAUGAGGCUGCAGUUAUAUUUUCUACAGCUUCUGCUCUUGACCCUUCAAGCUUGGUAGCUGUAGGACAGUGGGGGAACACCUUGCUUGUUCAUGGAGAAUUUAAACUAAAACUAAGCCAGGAACUAAGGAGUUUGCUUCAAUCGAGAAAUUAUUCCUUGUCUAAGAAGGCGCAGAGAUACCAGCCUGAUGAGUUGAGGCUAGCUAUGAUGGACAGAGACACGAUUGCAGAAACUUUACAUCAGGUGUGUGAAGAGUGUGAUAAGCUUCUAGUUGAAGCCGGAAGGAAGUACCGGAAAGCAUUGCUGUUGGAUAAAUAUGAUUUAAGGUCUUUGUAUAACUGGGGACUUGCACUUUGCUUUCGUGCUCAGCUAUUUUCAGGAGGGGGAGAGAGAGCACUUAAAACUGCAGACAAGAUAUACCUGGCAGCCAUUGACAAAUUUGAAGCUGUGAUGGGAAUCAGUGAAACUUAUGCACCAGAUGCACUGUUCAGUUGGGGCUUGGCUUUGCGUAAUCGAUCCCAUAUGCGAACAAUUGGAAGCAAGGAAAGAAUCAGAUUAUUACAACAGGCCAGGCAGCUUUUUGAGGAUGCACUUAAAUUCAAUCCAAACCAUGGUCAAGCUAAAACAGCUGCCGUCUCAUGUAUAGAUGAAUUAAAAGAACUGGAGUGUGCGUCAUUGAAAAGACCAAGGCAGGAGCGGUUUAGGCCCAGUGCUUCAUGGAACAUUGAUUAAUACUUCUAUGUGAUUUUUUUUUUGUCGAUACAUUGUACCUUGAAGGCUUUGCACAUUUCUCACUUCUACCUGUGCAAACUAAUUUUUUUUCUGGAGAGAGAAAACAGUAGAAGCAUUGUAAACCAUUUGAUCUCAUUGAAGAUGAAAAAGAUGUUCUACAGAUGCUAGAGAUUCUAGAAUGUCUUUACAAUUUGCAAAAAGUAAAAGUUGCAAGCUUUGCUUGUUUGCAGAGAAACAAUGCGCAGAGCUGUUUCACAGUAUUUCCAGUUAUUUGAACGAGAGUCAGCUAAGAAGAACAAUUUCAUUAUAGGAAAUCAGUUCAUGCCCUUAUCAGGCAGUGGAGAUGUAGCUAGAAAUGGCAUGUACGAAAAGAAAUAUGAUAAAAAGGAACUCGUUGGAAUUCCAGCAAUGAGAAAAUAGAAAUUUUAAUAGUUGCUCUGCAUGACGAGUGCAGUUAUCUUUAAAAUAGCUGUUGCAUUCAGAGUGAGGAGGCAGUCACAAUAAGAAGUAUCGGACUUUCAGAGAGAAUGAUCUUUCACUACCAAUCUUUUAUAUUGCUUUAAUCAUUAAUUUUUUUCAGGGAGCAUAUAUUUGUAGAAAAGUAUAACGGUGAACAGAAUGAUUUGUAGUCAUCCAAAUAACUACCUGUUUGCCCGAUUCAAUUUCUUCCAAGUAAAUUGCUAUUCCGGCGACUUCAAUGUUGAAGUUUUCCUGUCCUAUGAUUGAAUUCAGUGACAUAAGAGUUGCUCCAAUCUCCUCUGCCCCUAUUGAGCGAUUGUCCCUAUGGGCCUAUUCUCAUUAAGCAGAUCUUUUUUUUUUUUAAA